UGCAUAUUAUUGUCUGCCAAAUUAUCGAUAGACUGCAUGUAGACAAACUUAGUUAGAACAAGAAGUCUGCCUGAUGGAUUCAUCUUCGGAAAAACCUCUCAAGCCUCCGUCGGAUCUGAUACGGCUUGGCGCAGGCGGGACGCUUGUGGAGGACGCCGAUGAAGAAACAUUCGAGCUUUACUCAAAUCUCGCGAAUACCGGUUCGGAAGAUUCAAACAACGCUAGGAAGGGCGGCCUUGGUUUCCUCGAUUCGCACAAAGACACCCUCGAGAUCGACUUCGAGCUUCAACCACCGUCGGUCCCUCUCGACUCUGCCUCGAGCCCAAAGCUUCGGCAUUCGAGGGUCAAGAGUCACAAAGCGAAGAAGUCCGAGCUUCAGAGCAAAAAUAUCUCGGUCAGCAUUCACCAGGAUAUAGGCGCGUUGAGGAAUAGAAAGGGAGAUACUGGUAGCGUGGUAUGGAGAGCAAGCCUCUUUCUGGCCGAAUUCCUGUUGCAGCAGUUCUACUUCCCCCUUCCCACAAUGACGCCUCUGUUAAACCCAACUCUGGCCAAAACCUCCUCGGUCCUGGAACUCGGCGCGGGAACAGGUCUCUCUUCGGUCUUGUUACACGAAAUCUUCGGAUCGUGGACCGCCACGGACCAAUAUGACAACCUCAAGCUCAUCUCUCGAAAUCUCAAGGAGAACAAGCUGGAAGAUGUCGUCGGGAUCAGAGAGGUCGAUUGGUUUCAGAGCUUGGAGAAGGCUUCUCAGUCAUCAAAUCGGCAGGAGGGUGGAGAUUAUGACCUCAUGCUCGCUAUCGAUUGCAUCUAUAACGAAGCGUUGAUCAAACCGCUCGUAGCCACCUUUGACCGGUAUACGACGCGCAGAAAGACACUUGUCUGGGUCGUCAUCGAGCUGAGGUCGUCGGAUGUGGUAACGGCUUUCCUCGAAGAAUGGCUUUCGCAUGACGGGUGGACGAUAUAUAGGCUGGGAGAAGAGGCGAUGGGACCUAAGAUGGCGAGAGGUUUCGUUGGCUGGAUAGGUUGGCGCGAAUAAAAAGGUGACCCUGAAAGUACCUCAUCAGGAUACUCGGCGCGAGGCUCUGGACCAUCGUCGUGGUGCGGUGCGAGCCUCUUAUAUUUCGUACGUUUGUACCGAUAGUUCGUUGUACACGAGCGCAAUCCCACUAAGCUUACCAAAG
Messenger RNA from Filobasidium floriforme, 1181 nucleotides. Its product is annotated as putative methyltransferase-domain-containing protein. Lineage: Eukaryota; Fungi; Basidiomycota; Tremellomycetes; Filobasidiales; Filobasidiaceae. The transcript has 5 exons. The coding region runs from base 74 to 1036 and encodes 320 amino acids. The record is from RefSeq and is a predicted model, not a curated record.